Messenger RNA from Vespa crabro (European hornet), 790 nucleotides. RefSeq names its product 39S ribosomal protein L22, mitochondrial (gene mRpL22). Lineage: Eukaryota; Metazoa; Arthropoda; Insecta; Hymenoptera; Vespidae. The coding region runs from base 64 to 744 and encodes 226 amino acids. Gene Ontology annotation, molecular function: structural constituent of ribosome. Gene Ontology annotation, cellular component: mitochondrial large ribosomal subunit; ribosome. Gene Ontology annotation, biological process: translation; ribosome assembly. The transcript is spliced from 4 exons. The record is from RefSeq and is a predicted model, not a curated record.
AUUAGAAUCGUUUUCAUUUUUUAAUAAUAUUUAACUCUAUCUAAAUAUAUCACAUUAUACAAUAUGAACACUAUUCGAUGUUCUUUGCAACGACUCUCAUUAAAUAAUAAAUCUUUUCUGAAUGAACUUGUUGGAACAUUACAUAGAUCUAUAGUGUCAUCUGGUAAACUUUUCACAUAUGAUAAAAAUAUGGAUUACCAAGAUGAUGAUGUAGAGGAAAAUGAGAACGAACAGAAACAAUUUAAGUGGUUAGAAUAUAAUAACAAAUUUUUUCCUAUACAAUCACCAGAUGAGGAGAGAAGACCAGCGUAUGUAUGUCAUAUGAAGGCAAAUGUAAAAUACAGUCCAAAGAAACUGUGGUAUAUUGCAUGUUUCGUCAGAGGAAUGACUGUAGAUGAAGCAAUUAAACAGUUAAGUUUUAUGCAUAAAAAAGGUGCAGUUAUUGUAAAAGAAACUAUUUUAGAAGCGCAGAAUUUAGCUGUACUUAAACAUAAUGUUGAAUUUAAAAGUAAUUUGUGGGUUGCUGAAUCUUUCUGUAAUAAGGGUCUUGUAUAUAAAGGAAUAAGACGUCAUGCUCGAGGACGUUUGGGAGAAGUACGUUACAUGUAUUCUAAUUACUUUGUACGCUUGGAAGAAGGAAAGCCACCUGAAAAUUAUUAUUUGCCAGUUCCUAAAACUGGUGAACAACACAUAGAAAAUUGGCUAAAACAAAUGCGAAUGCGUAAAAUACCAAAUUCCUUGUAAUUAUUUCUCAAUUUAUGUAAAUAAAUCAAUAUAUAUAUAUAUCUCA